Myxocyprinus asiaticus (Chinese sucker) is the source of this 4856-nucleotide messenger RNA. It is a transcript of the gene arhgap20, whose product is annotated as Rho GTPase activating protein 20. Bases 167 to 3157 code for a protein of 996 amino acids. NCBI's taxonomy places the organism in Eukaryota, Metazoa, Chordata, Actinopteri, Cypriniformes, Catostomidae. The transcript is spliced from 15 exons. Gene Ontology annotation, molecular function: GTPase activator activity. Gene Ontology annotation, biological process: regulation of Rho protein signal transduction; signal transduction. The record is from RefSeq and is a predicted model, not a curated record.
AACAGGAUAGCUGAGCACACCCCUGGAUUUUGUUUCUCCACUAGAAAAAAAGGGGAGAAGUAGAGUGAGGAUAACUCAGAGGUAGAGGAGAAGGUGAUGAUAUGGAAGCAUUGACCUGAAAAUUCUUCCAAAUGACACUUGCAAGCUUCUUGCAAAGAUUUUGACAAUGGGAACGCUACAAGAGCCAGGAUGGCAGAGGAGAACCCGAACCAAUAGUUGUUCGAAUUUCCAUCAUUCCAAUGUGAAAUCCUUCUCCCAGCGCAGACAGUCUGCUCCCUCUAUUAUUAUAAACAAAGCUCUUACAAAGUCAAAGUCAGUCUCCAGAGAUUGCCUAUCUAAGGUUAGUCAGAACCCUUGGACCCUGAUCCAGUCUCUGCUCAGCCCUACCAGGAAGUUCAUUACCCAAGGAAAUGUGCUGCUGCAGACGGGCCUUCAGACCCAGGAGAGAUUCCUUCUCCUCUUCACAGAUCUCCUCAUCAUUACCAAAGCCAAGUCUGUCAUGCAGGUGAAGCAGAAAGCAUGUGUGCAUGUAAGUGAGAUGUGGACGGCCAGCUGUGUUGAUGAGGUGUGUGAAGGGCAUACCGUCUAUGAGAGGAGCUUCGUCAUGGGCUGGCCAACUCACAACUGUGUGGCCACUUUUAGCACUUCAGAAGAGAAAGAGAGGUGGCUCUUUCUCAUUGAAUGUUGUAUAAAAGAAGAGAAAAAAUUUGAUGAUCCAAAGAUAAUUCCACUAAAGAUAUUUACAAAGGAUGUUGGGAAUUGUGCCUACGCAAAGACUCUUUUCAUCAGCAAUACAGAUUGUACUUCUGAUGUCAUUUGCAAAGCACUACAACAGUUUGGGCUUUCAGGUGGGAUAAAAGAUUAUCAGUUGUGGGUAUGUUCAAAAAAAGAUGAAACUCCAUACCCUUUAAUUGGUCAUGAGUUCCCUUUCAGCAUUAAGAUGAACCACAUUCGUUCACUGCAGCAAGAUCCAGUGACAGCAUUCCACAGCCGGGUGGCACUUUUGCCUAUAGAUACGCAUUGCCAGUUCUGCCUGAGGCCCAGACGAAUGAGUUGCACACUAACAGGUGAGCAGAAGAGCAAGAGGAGGAUGUCUCUUAUUAGUUGGCCUUUUAAACGAGGCUCCAGCGUUGAACAGGAUGUCCAAUCAGAACCUAAGAUUUCCCUUGGUCAUAUCACUACAUCGACUUCUGCUCAUCUCUUUGGUCGGCCACUGAAUGACGUGAUAAAUGACAAUACCCUGCCAUCACCUAUUCUGGACAUGCUGAUGUGUUUGCGCAACGAGGGGGCUGUGACGUGUGGAAUAUUCCGGCGUUCUGCUGGAGUGAAGGCUUGUCGAGAGCUGAGAGAAAAGCUUGAUUCUGGUCACCAUGAAAAGCCAUUGAAUGGACAAUCUGUAUUUGUUACCGCUGCAGUGUUUAAGGAUUUCUUACGCAAUAUACCAGGCAGCCUGCUGUGUGAUGAGCUCUAUGAGCAGUGGCUCAGAGCAAUAGAACAAGAUAGAGAGAGAAAUGAACAGAUGACGGAGAGGAACCAGCUACAGGAAGUUCAGAGGCUUGUUCAGCUGCUGCCUAAAGAGAAUCUCCUACUACUAAGACACAUCGUGGCUAUGCUGCACCACAUAGAGCUCAAUGCUGAACACAACCAGAUGACCUCUUUUAAUCUGGCUGUUUGUAUUGCACCUAGUUGUCUGUGGAAUAACAAUCUACAACCUCAGGAAAAAGAUGUCAAAAAGGUGUGUGACCUUGUGCAUUUCUUGAUUGACAACUGCUGUGCUUUGUUUGGGGAUGACGUUGUAACCCUAUUAACGGAUUUGACUGAGAACAACAGAAGCAACAAUGGAUCAGUUGGGUCCUUGCAGCAAAUGUCAGACUCAGGUUAUGACAGUCUAAAGAAUGAGGUUAAUACUGAUACAGAAGACAUUCCAAAGACCUUCCCUCUUAAAGAGAGUCGUAGUAUGGACUCACUUGUUGCACUGAGUGAUUAUGAUCUUGAAAACCCAGAUGACGACGUGGAGACAGAGUCCUCCAACCCACUGGCAGAAAUCAGGAACUUCACACCCGCUGUGCGUCAGCCCCAAUCGCAUAAAUGGCAUCGACACACUGUGCCUGACAUUGGCCAUUCUUUGAAGUCUAAUAAGCAGAAACUAAUUCUAGAAAGAGGAAAAUUCAAAGAGGCUGAGAGACCUACAAAUGAUGAAGUCAACGAUAGUGUGUUAUUGGAACACAGCUUUCAGCAACUGAUGCUCAUGUCUGGAAUGGAUGAAGUUGGUCACAGUGAGAGGGAAAAGCAAACUCCACCUCCCCUACAACAUCGAGACACCCCUUCCUCCAGUUUGUCAUCUCCAGUAACUUCACCAACUUACUCACCUGUGAGUUCAAUGGACAGCAUCUUUUCUCAGUCCAGUGAUCAUGUAAGCUCUUGCCUUAUAGAACCUAUUCAGAACUCGCCACCCAAGGGACAAUCUGACUAUCAACACCCAAUCAUUUUGCCGAAUGAGAAUGUGCGUCUAUCACCUCAUCAGAGGGACGGCAAUCCUUUUGAAGGGGAUUUACACCCUAAAGUGUCACAUUUCAAGCCCAGCAAUCCUCUUUAUCAGCAGGCCUUACUACACCUAAACAGAAAACCAUUUUUACCGACUCCUACACAAAUGCCUGUAAGAUCUACAGUGCUGCUGCAAAAUCAAAGAAGCCUUUUCUACAGGGGGCCUUUAGAAGACCAGCAAGUGCCCCUUGCUCCUCAGAAUUUCAAGUCUUUCUGCAUUGAUAGUGACACAGGUGCUGGGCAUGACCUAACGAAUGUCAAAUCCAAGACAGAAGUCAUGUUACCACAGAGUGUGUUUUAUGGACAGAGCUGUAAGUUGACAGUGCACAGGGUCAGGGGACAGAAUCUGCCUAUUUCAGCUGCAGACUCCAAGAUUCCAAGUAUCUCCUCUGUGCGGCAGUGGAGGUUUAAAGGACUUGCUUUGCACCCACCCACCAGAAAAACAGGCUGGGAUUCUUUUUCGGAUGCUUCCUCUCUCAGAAAGAAGGUGACUGAGCACCAGGCUGAAGGGAAAAGCCAUAGGCUCAAGUGUUGCAGUAACAGCCUGUGGAUUGGUGACAGAGGCGUCAAGCAAAGAUUUUCGAGCCAAGUGGAUUUUGAAUGGAUUAUUUGAUCUUCUAAAAAAAUUUUUUUUAUUUUUUAUUAUUAAAUUGAAAGAUUAUUGCAUUUAAAAAAAAUGCAUGUGGCACAAAUCUUAAUUUACAGAUGAGUCGAGUCACAAGUCCCACUAUAGGCGACGUCCCGUGGGUGCUCAGGAGCUCACGUUCACGGGAAAGGUCAAGCACCCAAAGGAAAGCGCCGUGUUAUUCUAACAAAAGCUAAUUCAUUUAAUAAACAUAUGUGCAGUUAACGUUUGCCAUCUAUGUCUGAUCUCUGUGGGAAAGUCAAUCAGUUUUUUUCAUAGUAUAAUAUAUUAAGUCAAUGUUUUUGUUUGAUCGGUCGCUGUUUGUUUCCUUUGGUGCCGAGAUGCUUUAGACAGGCUUUGCGGCGUCUUUACACGCUCUUCUUGUUUUAAGAAAGCAGCGGCUUAUUAUCUUGUUGUCUCCAUCAUUUUAGUGUGAAUCCUUUCCUUUACAGUCUUUAUAAAACUGUUAAGUUCUUUACAUUAAAUAACAAAAGGUGGUUUUUCAUGGUAGCCUCAGGUUCCCUAUUCUUUUCAACAGGAGAGAGACUACAGGUAGCAGAAUGGUUUGUGGCAGCAUCGCUUGUAAAAUUUCUUCAAGAAAACCUGCUGCAGUCUUGCACAAUUGCUUACAGCACACAACAUCCAAGAUUUUAAAAAUGUACCAGUCAAAGAUUACUUUUAUCAGCUAACAUUUAGCUUUUGUGUACCAGUAGUCAGUUACCUUAAGAACAGUCCGAAAAAUCGCUCCCUAUUCCCGAACUUUUUUUUUUUUGACAUCUUGGUUCCGGAUUCCGGAAGUAUUUUCCCCCAUUCAUUUCUUCUGAAAAAUUUCAAAACAUUCUUCAUAAAAGAGUUUAGGACAUGAAUCAAACCACCCUGCUCUGAAGUGAAUCCCAAAAAAGCAUUUGAAAUUCAACAAAAUAAAAAACAAAGGUACAAGAGUUACCGUGUACUUACAGUGUUUCAUAAGGCAUGAACAACAAACCAAAGAAGCAUUCCGAAUGACAUUUUUUUAAACUACUGAUUUUAAGGUGUUAUGUACAGAAACACUAUUUUUUAAUUUUAUUGCAAAAUAUUCCGAUAUUUAUGAAUGUAUAGUUUGAGAGUGUAGGAAGACCAUGCAAGUGGGUGGUCACUGCAGAGCUUGUUUGGCAUGCUUUAUUGGCCACUAUUCUCUGAUUGGUGGUGCUUUUUUCUUUAGGAUCAUAGGUAGAGUAUUUCAUCCCCAGGAAUUCUAUUAAACACCAUUUUUAAAGAAUGAAGAUAAAAUUGCUUCAACAGAAGCACAUCCAAUUGAUUAACCAUCUCUCAUCACCGCUCAUGCAUGUUAUAUCUGUCUUCAAAGGUUCAUAAUUUAUCGUUAAAAAUGUAUUUGCCUGUGGAAAAAAAUGAAUGGGAUUUUUACUUCCGGAACUCGACUGUUGAGCUCUAUAGUGCAUUGUGUGGGCAACCACUAGACUGAAUUCUAUUUGUGGUUAAUCUAUUUUAUGUAGCUAUAAUACAUUCAUGAAGAAAGUACAUUUUGUUAAUUUUAUGGCUGACCCUGGUGCCUCCUUAAAGUGAUAGUUCACCCAAAAAUGACAAUUCUCACAUCAUUUACUCACCCUCAUGCCAUCCUAGAUGUGCAUGACUUUCUUUAUUCUUCUGAACACCAACAAAGAUUUUUAGAAGAAUAUCUCAGCUCUGU